UUGUACGUUCAUUAUUGCGUAUAUUGAAGGUUCUGCCUAUUUGGCCUAUGUACUUUUUUCUCAAGUUACACAUUUCUUCUCGUAAAUAUUUUAAUAUACAGGGGCAUUUUCCUUUAAAGUACUUAUUACAAGCUGUCGGAAGGAGAAGUUAUUGUGUCAGAGAAACGUCUGUUAUGACAUAUUAAAAAGUAUUAAUACAAUGAAAAUAGUAAUUGUUAAUUCAUCUUAAUAUGAAUCUUUAUCAAAUGACUACCAGGUCAAUUAACUACGGAAAAUUUUAUUUACAAAGGAACGCCCUGUAUUUCGCACUAGGGCGGUGAACAUUUUAUGUGUUUAUCCAAUCGAGGAACAAUAAAACAUGUUUUUUUUCAGUCAUAAUCUCAUUAUCAGAAACAAAAUCCAAACGAGCAAGUCUUUAUUAGGAUGAGUAAUAAGUAUCAAGUUUUUUUUUUAUAGUUGAUAAGAUACGUUAUCGCUCGCCCUCCCAUAACAGAUAGUGGAAGACUUUAAAUGUUAAUGUUAAAUGUGAUCCUUAUUUGAUCAGUUAUUAAUAAAGUAUACGUUGGUUGUGGGGAUAAAAUUGCGCAAAACGUGCACGUUGUAAUCUGUCAACUUUGCGUUAGGUAAAGUAUACACGUUGCGAUAUCACAAUUCAGAUCGUUAAAAAAAAUGACCAGUAAAGUAUCCCGGUGGAACAUUCGCUCACACUGGCGACGAUAAUGGGGUCGGUUGUUCUAAUUGUUCGCAUUGCGAUAAAUUAUUCAAAAUCGCGUUGCUUUAGUUCGUGUAGUUCUAUACCUGGUAGGUCCAUAUUUGAAACAGAAGUGGUGUUCGAUACUUGAAUAAUAAACAUUCGUUAAAAAUAAGUAAGAUGAGUGAACAUUCUGGGGAGACGCCGCACGGAUGUUUCAAAGUGCCGGACAACUUUUAAUACUUAGUUUUUAUCUUAAUAAAAAAAAACAAUUGCGGUUUAAUUAAGGUUUGCUGAAUAUUAUUCAUGUCAUUGUACAGAAUAUUGUCGACACAUAGUCUGUUAAUAAUUGUGACUUGUGUUGUUACUUGUAUUGAUAAGUAUAUCCUGUUUUAUAUCGUAAUCGACUGUGGUGUUAACUACAGCAUCCUUCCUUUUGGCGGUUACAACGCAAGUGGCUGUUUGCUGGUUAAAUAUUACCAAUAAUGAAGAAUUCUGUACAACUUUUUGUGCUGGUGAUAAGUGGUGUUUUAAUUGUCAUUAUAUCCGGAGAUUUGACCACAAUAACCAGCGACACUACUACAGACGAUUACUAUAAUUGCAGCACAGUGUCCCAAUUGGUUAAUUUAUCGACAAAUUCAUCGGCUAAUAAAAUUCAUAUAUCAUGGGAAAAAGUCAAUGACAGUCCCUUCUGUGAGGUAAACUACGAUAUAAAUGUAACAUUAUUAUCAGGAUUGCAAAUAAUUCCAUACUUUCGACAUGAAAAUCGAACUUUUCACACAAUAACAGACUUAGAGAGUUGCUCCAAAUACUUCGUGUCUAUUGCACCGACAUCAUUCGUUGAUUAUGAUGACGACAAAUCUUUUAUCCAAAAGUUUGAAAUUACAACACUACCCGAGAAAGUACAAAAUUUGAGUCUUCGCUUCCAGAAUGAUAUGAAUAUGACGCACAUAGAAUGGCUACCGCCAAAAAAUAAACAAUGCAUUUCAGAAUAUGUCGUUACAUGGAAUACAAAUAACGUUAUUAUAACGCCUAAUACGACAGCUAGUUUAGAAGGAUUACACUUUUGUGUAAAUUUUACCGUCCGAGCUAAGACAGAGCAGGACUCUGUUGGAGAAGUGGAAGCUUUAAUAAUUCCUGGACCUGUGCUCAAUCUAACAACAAAAGUUAAUUCUUCGUCAGUACUUCUGUCGUGGGACCCUCCAGAAAAUUCGGAAUGUGUAGAACAGUAUGUUAUAAAAUUGAACAACCAGUUUAUUGGUGUCACUUCGCAUACUUCCUAUCCAUUUAUAAAUUUAACGUUCUGUAUAAGUUAUAACUUUACCGUGAUUCCGGAAACUGUAGGAAGUUUUAGCAGGGGAGUGCCAAAUACAUUAAAAGAAGAAUUGUACCCUGAAGUGUUAGAUCCAGUGCAAUACCUCGAUAUUCCUGGUUUUGUCAAUCCCGAUGAAGUAAUUAGAUUUUCAUGGUCAGUGCCAUAUUCAGCCUACUUUUGCACAGUAACUUACGAGAUUCUGGUAACAAACUAUAACAGUGUCAAAGUGAAUACAACAAGGACAUUUUUUGAAAUCGAUACCAAAUAUGUUACUCCAUGUUCAGAAAUUAAAGUAUCCGUAACACCAAUUUUGAGGGAUGUCGUGGGACAAACAAGAAAUGCUUCUAUUAAAGUUGCUCCAAAAGUACCACAUCCACCCAUUCUUACAAACUACACAACGGGUUCUACAUGGAUUCGUUUUAAUUGGAAAAUUGAUGUUGCAAUAUAUAACUGUUCAACAACUAAUUUAAUAAAUGUUUCAUGUGUAAGCGAAGAAAGAGCAUUUUCUCUCAUAGAAAAUGUUACGAAAGAUGAUAUUUCAAUUAAUAAAACCGAACUUGUGCCAUUUACCACUUAUCUGUGUUGGGCAUACACAGCAAACCUUGCUGGACAAUCUAAUUACAGCAAAGUAACAAAUAUUACAACUAAUCAAGCACCACCAUCGAGCCCCACGCAUCUCAGAGUUGAAUCUUUAUCUAGCACUUCGUUUACCAUUGCAUGGGAACGUCCUAAGUAUAUACCAGGUCUACAGGGUGAUUACAGAUUAGAAAUAGAUUCUGAAGGUCCUCUCCACUAUAUUCCUGAAUUCUGCAAUGUUACAAGAGAAUAUAAUUUAGUCUACAGUAUUGGUUAUUUUAUUAGAGAAUAUAAUUUUUUAAAAGCGACACCAAAUUUCGGGUUUAGAAUACGACUGGCAGCAUCUACAGGGGCAGGAUUUGGCGAUUUUUCGCAAAUGUCAAUUGUGACACCUUCAGCCGGGCCCGAACCUGUUAGAGAUUUGAAAUAUAUGAUAAAGUACUUUCAAACGGAGCAGUAUCAGACGGAAAUUUAUAUUUCCUUUAAUCCCCCUUGCAAUACAAACGGAAAUUUAAGUAGUUAUGAUAUAAUAUUAUCAGGAUCGCGCUCUAAUUAUAAUUCCUACAUAUAUGAAAUACAACUGCAGAAAUUGCAACCCAUUCUUCGGAAUUUGUCAGCAGGAUACAACUAUAAUUUGACCGUUACAGCUGCAACAAAGGCUGGCUCAGGGACGCCUGUUAUAAAGCAAUUUAUUGCACCAGAUGGAGUACCACCGAAAAUGCUUGAUUCCUUGAUAGAACCAGAACAAAUUGAUUCUGGGACGGCAAAGUUCGUGUUUUCUAAUCGUUUAUUUUCGGAUGUAAAUGGAGACAUAAUUUAUUAUGCAAUAAUCUUAGCGGACGCAGAUUUUAAUGAAUCAACUUAUGGGUUUUGGAAUUAUUCUCAAAAUGAUUGGCCAUUUGUGGGCUUAUGGAACGAUGAAGCGGAAACAAUUUUACCUUAUCAGGCCACUCCCGAUUACUGGAAUCCGUUCAGAGAAUGCUCUAAGGUUUGCAAUUAUACAUAUAUACUGGGCGAUUCAAAAUGUACUCCAAACACGACUUGCAAUGGUUCCUUAAGGAAAGAUAGAAAAUAUUCCCUAAUUCUUAGAGGUUUUACCCGUCAUGGCUACCGUGAUAGUCUUCCAAUAUUCUUCGUCAUGUGUGAUCCCGCUUCACCAAUAUUCAAAUUGGAUGUUGCGAAAUUCAUUGGUGCAAUAGUUGGUGCAUUAUCUGCAUUAACUUUAUUCGGAUUUAUGUAUAUGAUUUGGAAAAAACAAAAUCGGUCUCCAAAACCGACAAAUGCGGCACCAAAACUGAGUGAAAUGGAUAACCUGCAACCCAUGCCGGUUCCAAUUCCAGUUAAUAAGUUUCCAGAAGUAUAUCGAGAUUUAAAAGUAAACAGUCAAAAGAUUAAGCAACAGUACACUUUGAUUAACACGAAAAGUUCUGAAGAAAUGUUACCUUAUUAUGCAGCCUUACUACCGAAUAAUCGAAAGAAAAAUAGGUACACAAAUAUUUUACCUUUUGAUGAAACCAGAGUGAAAUUAAUAAACGAAAAGGAACCACGAAACGAUUACAUAAAUGCAUCCUUUAUAAAGGGUUAUUCGGGUAAGAUUGAGUACAUAGCAACACAGGGGCCAUUGGCUUACACGUGUGCCGAUUUUUGGAAAAUGAUAAUCCAAGAAAAUGUUACCGUUAUUGCGAUGGUAGCGCACUUUGUUGAGAUGAAUCAACCUAAAUGUUAUAAAUAUUUUCCGAAUAAACACGAAAAUAUGGAUGUCGGUGAAGGCAUUGAAGUACGUUGUGCAACAGAACUUAACUUUGGAAUGUACUGCUUAAGAACAUUACUCAUUCAAAAGGACUUGAAGCAGUGGACCAUCACACAUCUGCAGUUUCUGGACUGGCCAGAUCAUGGUUGUCCUACAGGAACUGAAGUCAUGAUACAUUUUUGUUAUGUAUUGAGACAACAUAUUGCGAAGUUGCCUGGUAUUGUUGCGGUGCAUUGCAGCGCAGGAGUUGGAAGAACAGGCACAUUAAUAGCAGUAGAUAUGCUGCUACAGGCUGUUAAAGAUAAGAGAGAUAUCGACAUAUUUGGCACAGUUCUAAAUUUAAGAAGGCAGAGAGCAAAAAUGGUACAGACUGAGAAACAGUAUUGGUACAUUCACAGUUGCAUUUUUGACGUAAUAGACAACCCUAAGCUUUUAAAUUGGGAGCAAGCAGAAAAUGAAAGCGAGCCUAUUUAUGAAAAUUUAGAGGAAGUUAAAAUAAAUAGUAAAGAGAGUCAAUUGUGACACCACUCCAACAGGGGUAAUUUUAAUUAUUAUUCGUUGCACUUAUUUGUACAUAAUAUUUAUUACUUUGUCUAGUGCAACAGACUAGGUAAUGUACAUAA
Molecule: messenger RNA, 4955 nt
Organism: Agrilus planipennis (emerald ash borer)
Lineage: Eukaryota; Metazoa; Arthropoda; Insecta; Coleoptera; Buprestidae
Product: receptor-type tyrosine-protein phosphatase eta-like
Exons: 18
Coding region: 1177-4854 (1225 amino acids)
Biological process (GO): protein dephosphorylation
Molecular function (GO): protein tyrosine phosphatase activity; protein binding
Source: RefSeq, a predicted model, not a curated record